GCCCCGCAUGACCUUGGGGGGGGGUAGGGGGGUCGAUGGUAUAUUCUUUCCUGGUCUGGCAAGGAAAUUGCUCCCUUGCUGCUGGGCAACCUCCAGAAGCUAUAGAGCUCCACGUCCAUCCCUCACCCCAAUGACCUCAAUCCACCAUUUAUUUAUCUUCCUUUUGAAAAGUGAUUGUCUCCUAUAUACUUAUACCCGAGCCUUCCGUCUGAAAGAGUAUCACUUCCAGGAUCAUCCAGACCACGAAUACGAUGUCUGGGCCGUUCUUUCCUAUUCCAUGUCUUCUCUAUCAAUACCCGCGGCUUGGCCGGCUGUUUUCCUUUGGUGUCUGGAUAACGAUUCUGUUGGGUUCAACAGUGGGUGCUCAGAGCUACUGGGCAAGUGAGUUGGAUGGAGCGCAGGCAGGUGUUUCUGGGGUCAAUGCCUCCUUUGACUAUAUCGUGGUUGGUGCAGGGACUGCGGGCUUGACUCUCGCAGCUCGCUUGGCAGAACAGAAAUUCACGGUGGCGAUGAUUGAAGCAGGGGAUUUCUAUGAACACACAUACCCGCUGGCAAGUAUUCCCGGUGCUGCCAUUGUUGGCAUAGGGGCCGAUGUCAACACCGUAACCCCCGUGGACUGGAGAUUCGUCGCACAUGCGGUGCCCGGAGCCAACUAUCGCAAUAUCCACUAUGCCAGAGGCAAGUGUCUGGGAGGCUCGUCAGCCUCCAACAUGAUGAUAUACCAAAGACCGAACAAAGAGGCGAUGGAAAGGUGGGCUGAGGUCGUCCAUGAUGAUAGCUACACCUUCAGACGCGUUCUUCCUUUCUUCCAAAGAACGGCCAACUUCACUCCUCCCGACAAUAGCAAUCGUGCACACAAUGCCUCGGCGGCAUUCAACAUGGAUGCGUUCACUAAGCGCGGCGAGCCUCUGCAGGUAUCCUACUCCGACAACCCCGCGUCCUUUUCUAGCUGGAUGAAAAGUGGAAUGGAGGCUAUAGGCAUUCGGUCUAUAGAAGAUUUCAACAGUGGGACAUUGCUGGGUGCCCAGUAUUGCACUGUGACCAUUCACCCAACCGAGAAAACACGGAGUAGCUCUGAGGCUGCAUUCAGGAAUGCGAAAAGACCACGCCUUGCUACUAUGUCCUUAUACAGGAACACGAUGGCGAAGAAGGUUCUUUUCAACUCCAAGAGACGAGCGACUGGCGUGCAAGUCAGAACUCGGAGCUUGAGAUAUACGCUGCAGGCUAGACGAGAGGUCAUAGUCUCCGCGGGUGCAUUCCAGAGCCCUCAGCUCCUGAUGGUGUCUGGAGUCGGUCCAAGUGCUGCUCUGAAGGAGCAUAACAUUGAUGUUGUCGUGGACCUUCCGGGCGUAGGGCAGAAUAUGUGGGACCAUCCGUUCUUCGGACCAUCCUACCGGGUUAAUCUCGAAACAAGCACUAGAAUUGCCAACGACUUGACAUAUAUGUCUGCAGUGAUUGUGGAGUAUAUGACCCAGCGCCGAGGGCCACUGACUGCUCAGGGGAGUGACUAUUUAGCCUUUGAGAAGCUUCCUGACGACGCGCGGGCCCAUUUCUCUGCGGAAACGAAUCGUGAUCUUGCAUGGUUUCCCCAUGGUUGGCCUGAAGCAGAGUACCUUCCGGUUGCACUCUACCUCGGAAACUUCUCCGACCCUCUCUCGCAACAACCGCGAGAUGGCUCAGACUAUGCGACGAUUAUAGGAACAAUCAUCGCGCCCACAUCUCGCGGGAACGUCACAAUAAUUUCAGGUGAUACGGACGACCUUCCCAUAAUCAACCCCAAUUGGCUCGCAACAAAAGCCGACCAGGAGGUAGCCAUAGCUAUCUAUCGGAGGAUCCGCGAAGCGUUCCACAGCGAGGGCAUGGCACCGAUUGUUCUCGGGGAGGAGUACUUCCCAGGAAACAAGGUGCAGAGUGACAAGGAAAUCCUGGAGGUUAUCCGAAAUACAGUUAUGCCUAUCUUCCAUGCUUCGUGCACAUGCAAGAUGGGUGUCCGCAAAGACCCCAUGGCUGUGGUCGACAGCCGGGCUAGGGUGUUUGGAGUCGAUGGACUAAGAGUGGUUGACGCCAGUGCAUUUCCAAUUCUGCCUCCUGGACAUCCCCAGUCUGUAGCAUAUAUGCUCGCAGAGAAGAUCGCGGCUGAUAUCAUAAUUGGACCUGAUUUUCCUCGAAUGGACUGAACUUGGCAUCCUAUUGGUUGUCA
This is a messenger RNA of Aspergillus heteromorphus CBS 117.55, 2200 nucleotides long. RefSeq names its product GMC family oxidoreductase. Lineage: Eukaryota; Fungi; Ascomycota; Eurotiomycetes; Eurotiales; Aspergillaceae. Bases 252 to 2177 code for a protein of 641 amino acids. The record is from RefSeq and is a predicted model, not a curated record. Gene Ontology annotation, biological process: secondary metabolite biosynthetic process. The transcript is spliced from 5 exons. Gene Ontology annotation, molecular function: oxidoreductase activity, acting on CH-OH group of donors; flavin adenine dinucleotide binding.